UCAUCGGUUCAUAUUGUGUUGGUAAUUAGUAAGGUUCUUUUGCAUUGUUAUUCAAAAAUAAACAAUAAAUUAAUAAAGUCAUUAAGCAAUAUUGCCAAUUUACAUAAUAACAUAAAACUAAUCUAUUUGUCAUAAAAUUUCUAAAUUACUCUCCGGCCAAAGCAUUACUACUUUCGCGAAAACAAUAACAAAGGCCAGUAGAGUAUCGCACAAGGCCUUUGCGAGUCUCAUUGCAGAGUGUUCUUGAUUUGCAAGUUAGUCGUCACUCGGGUAAUGGCCUAUGGCAAAUUGUGGCCUAAAUUGUGAUUAAAUAUCUCCAACAAAUAAUUGAACACGGGCGGUGACAGUGGAUAAGCUGUAUAUUUAAUUAAAGAUUAGAGUUUGUUUUUUUUUUUAUUGUUUUUGUGCUAAUUAUAGAGAUUGUGGUGUGUGAGUGUGCAAAGAAGAAAAAUCCAAUUGAAAACAAGAACAAAUGCCUAUGCUCUCUUGAGUGGCCGUUGUGGUCGAAUUAAAUUUAUAAUAAAAUCAGUUGAAGAAAUUACGUGGCCGUCCGUAGAAUUCCUUUAAUUUUUUCUCGGUAUUUGUUUAAUGUAAAUAAAACGACUAAGAAUUUGGAAAGGUGGUUUUGUUUGUAUUAAAAACAAAAGUGUGCUCAGAUUCGCUUGUCGCCAGCUGUUGUUCCUGCUGCUGCUGCCACCUCUUGUUGCUUAUUAUUAGAACGACGAAUGCCAACCAAACAGCAGACGGAAAAACGUAAAUAAACAAUAUAGAACAACAACGCGACGCAAGUAAUGAAUUAUGCUAACCAACUGAAUGGUGGCAGUUCAAGUGGCAUAUCAGCCCCACCCCAAACGGUGGUAACAACAGCAACAAUUAACAAUAAUAAUACAACAGCAACAUCAUCGCCAGCCUUAGCUGCAGCAAAUAUGGUUCUCAAUGACCCGCCAAGUAGUGAUUCCGAACCGGAAUUCAUUGACAAUAGCAGUGUGGAAUUGCGGGGAUAUCUCAGCAAAUGGACCAAUUACAUUUAUGGCUGGCAACCGCGUUAUAUUGUCCUUAAAGAUGGUACCCUGUCAUAUUACAAAUCUGAAUCAGAAUCAGAUUUUGGCUGCCGUGGUGCUAUUAGUCUAAGUCGGGCAACCAUAAAGCCACAUGAGUCCGAUGAACUUCGAUUCGAUGUUGUGGUCAAUAAUUAUAAUAACUGGUGUCUGCGUGCCGAUACGCCAGAGGAUCGAAUGCACUGGGUGGAAGUGCUGCGUAUGUACAAAGAGGACAGUACCAGCACAGAUACAACUUCAUUGCGACGCCAUGGCAGCACAAUGUCCCUGCAAUCCAACACAGUGUCCGUGGCAAGUGGUAGCAGUUUGAAAAAGACUCAACGGAAUUUGAAGGAAAAAGUUGGAGAAAUUGAAACAUUUAAGGAUAUACUGUUUGGACAAAUAGAGACAUUGCAAAGGUACUUUGAUGCCUGUGCCGAUGUCAAUAAGGGCAUGGAUAAGCCCCUCGAUUUGGGUGAUGGCCUAAAAGCUAUUGAUUUUAAGGGCGAAUCGAUAACAUUUCGUGCCACAACGGCUGGUGUUUUAACAACCUUGCAACAUUGUCUGGAAAUAAUUGUGGAAAAUGAUGAGACAUGGAAGAAGAAAUUGGAUAGAGAGAUUGAAAAACGCAAAAAAGUCGAAGAACAAAAUCGAAAAUUGAAAGAAGAAAUUGAAAAAUUAAAACGAAUAUCAUAUCCAGGACCAGAUUUAGAGGAAGGACCGCAUUCCACACUACCGGAAGAUGAAUUUUUCGAUGCUGUUGAAACGGGAUUGGAUAAAAUCGAAGAGGACAUGCAAUUGAGAGUUAAAUUGAAAUUGCAAUCACAACAAUCACAAAUCUCCACACACAACUCUGUGAAUGCGUCAGCAACAGAAAAUGGUGAAAACGAUGAUGUCGAUGCCGAAUUUGGUACUGGUGCCUUGGCCAGGUCACAUGAUCUGUGGGAAGAGAUUGAUCGGGUUUGCCUGGAACAGUUGCACUAUGCCCGACAAGGUGUCGGUCAGGACGGCAAUGGUUGGCAAAUAUUUGCCGAUGAAGGCGAAAUAAAAAUGUAUAAACGUGAGGAGGAAGUCAAUGGCAUGGUUGUGGAUCCCCUAAAAGCCUAUCAUUCCGUCAAGGGUGUAACGGCCAGAGAAAUGUGUCAUUAUUUCUUUAUGCCCGAAUUCCGCAACGAAUGGGAAACCACCUUGGAGGACUGCACAAUAUUGGAAAAAAUCUCGCCAGACACAUAUUUAUUCCUACAGACCCACAAACGUGUCUGGCCAGCUAGUCAAAGAGAUGCCCUGUUCUGGUCGCAUAUGCGCAAAAUUACCGAUGGUUUGGACGAGGGUGCUGUCGAUACCUGGAUCGUUUGCAAUAAUUCAACAAAUUAUUCAACACAAGAAUCUAAAAAUGGCAAAUGCGUUAGAAUAUUUUUAACAGUUAUAAUGGCCUGUCAGACACAUUUGCCACCGGGCAAAACUAAAGGGGAUAAACUGACCCGUGACGAUUUAACGUGUAAAGUCACGUACUGUUCUGUGGUCAAUCCCGGCGGUUGGGCUCCUGCCUCUGCUUUACGCGCUAUUUAUAAGCGUGAAUAUCCAAAGUUCCUUAAACGUUUCACCAGUUACGUGAUAGAUCAACGUAAAGAUCAACCCAUUAUGUUCUGAUAUUUGCCAUUUUCAUUAUUAUAUUUGCUGUUAUAACUAAUUAUUUUUAUUGUUUUUUUUUAACACUUACCAACAAUGUUUUAUAUUUCUCUUACUCCCCGCUCCCUCUCUCUCUCUCUCUCUCUCUCUGAAAAUGCAUGGCAUAAAGUCAAACUACAUAUUAAUUUUUUAUGUUUUUUUUUAAUCUACAAGUUCCAAAUACAAUUUUUGUUUUGAAAUACGUGUUUUUCGCUAAUGUUAACAAUGUUGAAAACGAACAAAUUCUUCACACCUCCUGUUCAAGUAGUUAUUAGGAAUACUAUAUAAACAACGCUUGGGUGUUUUGUUGUUUUGUAAUAUAAUUUUAUAUAAAGAAAAUAAAAAUAAUUUAAAGAAAUAUUACCAAAUAUCCCAAUUGGAAACCAUAUGCCUUUCUAAAAAAAAACUAAAAUAUUUAUCAUAUAUUUACAAUGUUAGAAGUGUUCAACAGUUCUAAAAUAUUUUGAAAUUUAUUCUUUUUAAUGGAAAGAAAUAGGAUUGUGGAAUUUAGAUAAAAUCUUAUAAAAUAAGAAAUUUCAAUGAUCCUCCAUUUCAAUUUUAUUUUAUAGAAAAAUAUCCAAAUUCCAAAACACACAAUAUUUGUUAAAAAAUAUUGUUCCUUUCCUUUAUCUUUUCCACAAUCUCUUAUCGACAUUAAUGGGAAUUGUUUCUUAUUAAACUUAGAAAACGGUGCAGAGUGAGCAAUAUCACAAUACUUCUCGACUAUGCCUUAUAAAUUGGCUAAUGCAGACAAACUGAAUACCAAUUAAAAUAUGUUUUUCCUUUACAUAAUAAAAUACUAUAUAAAUAAUAUUCUAGGUAUAUGUUUUUAGUUUAAAUAUUACACAUAUUCACAUGCACAAACACAGCAAUCCUUACUAUUUUUCCAAUACACACUAAAAAACACAAAUCACUUUGACUCAAUAUAAUUUUUAUUUACAACAAAAUAUAUAUUUAAUAUACCAUUACUAUAUAUAUUUAUAUACAAAACAAGAAAGAAAAAAACAGAGCUAAUGAAAAACAAAUAAAAUUUAAAAAGAAAAACAAAACAAAAGUGCUAUAUAUUCAACCAAGUUGUUAUGCAUUAUCCCAAGAGAAAAAAACUAUUGAAGAAAAUUGUUUAAAACAAUAUUUUUAUUUGAUUAUUAUAUUUUUUAAUAAAUUAUUUUUUGAAAGUAAAUCGCAUUUAUUUUAUAGUAGCUACAAGUAUAUUUGUCAAGAAAAAAACACCAAAUAAAUAUAUAUAUAUGUCAUUUUACUUUUUUUAAGAAGACAAUCAAUCAUGCUUUGACAAUUUCUCGUACACAAUUUUACAUAAAUUAUAAAAUAUGAUGGAUCACACUGUUAAAUAUUUCGAAAAUAAUUCAAAUUAAAAAAAAAAAAAACAAAUUAAGAAAGUAAUAAAUGUGGAAAAUCAAAUCAGAUCAAGAAA
Musca domestica (house fly) is the source of this 4137-nucleotide messenger RNA. RefSeq names its product ceramide transfer protein. Lineage: Eukaryota; Metazoa; Arthropoda; Insecta; Diptera; Muscidae. Gene Ontology annotation, molecular function: phosphatidylinositol-4-phosphate binding. Gene Ontology annotation, biological process: ER to Golgi ceramide transport. Gene Ontology annotation, cellular component: Golgi apparatus. The transcript has 9 exons. The record is from RefSeq and is a predicted model, not a curated record. The coding region runs from base 792 to 2687 and encodes 631 amino acids.